Molecule: messenger RNA, 1538 nt
Organism: Thalassophryne amazonica
Lineage: Eukaryota; Metazoa; Chordata; Actinopteri; Batrachoidiformes; Batrachoididae
Product: alpha-(1,3)-fucosyltransferase 9-like
Exons: 2
Coding region: 97-1245 (382 amino acids)
Cellular component (GO): membrane
Molecular function (GO): alpha-(1->3)-fucosyltransferase activity
Source: RefSeq, a predicted model, not a curated record
ACAUGAUUUUCCAGUUCCUUGUUGAAAGAAAUUCUGCCUGACACUGCUGUAUAGACAGGUUCAUCCUGUGGCUGAGAGAGAAAAAGAGAGGAUUACAUGCACCUGUGCACGUCAGUGAAAAAGCAGGAAGGGGAAGAAGGUGAAUCCAGACUGGAAAUGUCAUUGAGGCUGAAAAUGAAGCGAGUCCAUCUGCCUAUUUCGUUCUUUGUGGGAUGCUUUGUCACUCUGGCUGGUGUGUAUUUUCUACAACACACUGGCUGGUGUUCGGUUCCAAAAGAGACAAAUGGAGAGAGCAAAACAGCGGUUUCCAAAAUUGUAGGAAAUACUCCCUCUACUGCCCAUUUGAAACACAUCACAGUCAUGCUGAUUUGGCUCUGGCCCUUUGGACUGACCACUGACCUGAACGUCUGCUAUAAAGUCAAUAUUGAGGGUUGUUUGCUCACAGCAGACAGAACUGUCUACAGUACGGCAGAUGCAGUUGUCUUCCAUCAUGUAGACAUUAGAAGUGACCUGUCCAACCUGCCAACAAACCCACGCCCACCUCACCAGAAGUGGAUAUGGAUGAACUGGGAGGCUCCAUCUUACUCCCGCAGGAUUCCUGGGCUCAAUAAUCUCUUCAACAUGACCAUUAAUUACCUGCAGGACUCUGACAUCAACACCCCAUACGGGUACAUUGUACCAAAUAAAGGUGAAGAGAACUUUGUCCUUCCCAAGAAGGACAAGCUGGUUUGUUGGAUUGUAAGUAACUGGAAUGAAAACCUUGCACGUGUGAAAUACUUCAAUGAGCUUAAAAAGCAUAUUGACAUUUUCACAUUCGGAAGAGCCUUUGGGAAGGGACUCCCGAAAAAUGCCCAACUCCCCGUCAUGGCCAGCUGUAAGUUCUACCUUGCAUUUGAAAACUCCAUCCACAAGGACUACAUUACUGAAAAAUUUUACAACUCACUCACCAUGGGCACAGUACCAGUGGUUCUUGGCCCGCCCCGGAAGAACUACGAGUCUAUUGUCCAGGGAGAUGCCUUCAUCCAUGUAGAUGACUUUAAGUCACCCUUAGAGAUGGCUGAGCACCUGAAACUCAUGGACAAGAAUGAGAAAAUGUACCUUAAGUACUUUGCGUGGCAUGGACAUUAUAAAAUGAAGCAGCCACACUUCUGGCCGGAGUACGUAUGCCUGGCUUGUGAUCAUAUGCGUAGGAACACAGAGUACAAGGCGUUAACUAAUAUCGAGUCGUGGUUUUGGAAUUCAUAGUUCUUUCAAGAGCUGUGCCACGAUUCUUUGAUUUUUUUAUUAUUUUAAAGGCUUUUAAAGGGACCUUCUUCAAGUUUUUACUUACUUACACACACACACACACAUAUAUAUGUAUAAGACACAGAUCACAAAAAUGGGACAAAUCAGCACAUAUCUUGUAAUGUACAUGUGAAGACAAAUAGAAAUACAUGAGUGAAGAGGAACAGCACAACACUUGUACAUUUGAAGAAUUGCAUUAAUGAUUUGAUUUAUUGAGAAAUUACAUACAAAUAAAAUAAAAACAAGAAUCAAAC